CUCCCCGUAAAGGAAGCUAUCAGCUGAUCAAGUCGAUUUUUCCAGUUGUCACCGACAUUAGACGGCACCAACUAUAUUCCUGAUUGAAAACCUACGCUAUACGGCCCCAGAGGCUUGCUGUUCACAAUAGUGUUGCCAGUAUGGGAGGCGGCUGCGGCGGCUCAUCGCUUACAUAAUCUGGUUCUUUUCAAAUUUUCUAUGCACCAUGAAAAUUUAUUUGCGUCAGCUCUCAGCCCAACUCUUUUUGCCAUACCCCCAUUCACAAUGGUUUUGAAAUCCACAUCUAACGGUUUGGACGGUGUUUCCGUGUACCAGAUCUCCGGUACCAAUGUCUCGCGUUCGCUUCCCGAAUGGAUUGCGCAGAAGCGUAAGAAGGCGUUGAAGAAUGAUUUGGAGUACCAGACACGCGUGGAGUUGAUCCAGGAUUUUGAGUUCAGUGAGGCUUCCAACAGAAUCAAGGUUUCCCCAGAUGGCCAGUUUGCCAUGGCCACCGGUACCUACAAGCCUCAGAUCCAUGUGUACGACUUUGAAAACUUAUCCCUCAAGUUCGACAGACACACCGAUAGCGAGAAUGUGGACUUUGUCAUCACAUCCGCCGAUUGGACCAAGUCCGUUCACUUGCAGAAUGACAGAUCGAUCGAGUUCCACUCCAAGGGCGGAAUCCACUACCGCUCGCGUAUCCCGACCUUCGGGAGGAGCUUGGCAUACAACGCUGCGAGCGCGGACUUGUUGGUGGGUGCCUCUGGGAACGAGAUUUACCGUUUGAACUUGGACCAGGGCCGUUUUCUCAACCCAUACGUGCUUGACACCACCCAGGGCGUGAACCACGUGUCGAUCAACCCGGUUCACGGCUUGGUGGCGGCGGGUUUGGAGGAUGGGACGGUCGAAUUCUGGGACUCCAGAAGCAGACAGAGAGCCGCCAAGUUGAUGGUUUCCGACCAGUUGAGCGGUAAUGCGCCGGUACAGGUCAGCACCACCGCGUUCAGAAACGACGGGCUUAACUUUGCAUGCGGUACCUCCGAUGGCUACUCCCUCCUUUACGAUUUGAGAACAGCCACCCCAUUGCUCAUGCGCGACCAGGGUUUCGGGAAUGCCGUGGACAAGAUUAUCUGGCUAGACGAGAACAGCAGUAACUCUGAUCUUUUCUUGACCUGUGACAAGAAGAUUGCCAAGGUCUGGGACAGAACCGACGGGAAGUUUGUGUGCUCCAUGGAGCCAGACGUGGAUAUCAACGACAUUGAGUACGUCCCAGACUCUGGGAUGUUCUUUAUGGCGAAUGAAGGAGCGCCGAUGCACACCUUCUAUGUACCUAACAUCGGGCCAGCGCCGGCCUGGUGCUCGUUCUUGGACAACAUCACCGAAGAGUUGGAGGAAAAACCAACCAACACCACGUACUCCAACUUCAGGUUCAUCACCAGAGAGGAUGUGACCAAGUUGAAUAUUGCCCAUUUGGUCAGCAAGGGCGUGUUGAAGGGCUAUAUGCACGGUUACUUCAUCAACUCCGACUUGUAUGAUAAGGUGAACUUGAUUGCCAAUCCGAACUCGUACAGGGACGAGAGAGAGCGUGAGAUCAAGAAGAAGAUUGAGAAGGAGAGAGAAUCGCGUAUCAGAUCCACGGGUGCGGUCAAGCACACGAAGGUCAAGGUCAACAAGGACUUUGUCACGAAAUUGCAGGAAAAGUCUGGCUCCAAGGCUGUGGACAGACUUGUUAACGAUGAUCGUUUCAAGGAGGUCUUUGAGGACGAGGAGUUUGCUAUUGAUGAGGAGUCUCACGACUAUAAGCAGUUGAACCCGGUCAAGGCCGUCAAGGAUGUGUCUGGACCUGUUAGCGAAAGAAGAGGUAAGACCGCCGCAGAAGACUCCGACGAUGAGAGAAUGAACUCACACGGAAAGUACGCCAGAAGUGACAAUGAAGAGUCUGAGGAAGAGGAGAGCGACAGUGAAGAUGAUCACGUUUCCAGAGCCCAGAAAGAGGCCCAGCAGGCCAAGGUCCAGAAGCAGUUGGAGAAGCUCCGCCGCAAAAAGCAAGAGAGCGAAGAUGCCGCAAAGUUCAUGUCUGAGAUGAAGGUUUUGUCGACGAACGAGGUCAACCAGACGCGCGGCAAGUCGGCCAAGUCCAAGUCUUUCGGCUCUCAGGUCAAGCAUCACGACAGAGUGUCCAAGAUUGAGAAGCUGAAGAAGGGCGAUACGAAGUUGAGACGCCAUGCCAGGGGCGAGGCCGAGAUGACCUUCAUUCCGAAGAAGGAGCACAAGAAGCCAAAAGUGCGCUUUGAGGAGGAGGGGGUCGACAAGGGCAGAACCCAGCAAAGAUUCGACGGCAGAAGAAGAGCCAGUAACAACGCCUUCCGCGGUAUGUAGCGUGUAUCAUUAAUGUAUUAUAGCCUGUAAACCUAGA
Messenger RNA from Babjeviella inositovora NRRL Y-12698, 2395 nucleotides. RefSeq names its product ribosome biosynthesis protein (gene ENP2). NCBI's taxonomy places the organism in Eukaryota, Fungi, Ascomycota, Pichiomycetes, Serinales. The transcript has a single exon. The coding region runs from base 265 to 2358 and encodes 697 amino acids. The record is from RefSeq and is a predicted model, not a curated record. Gene Ontology annotation, molecular function: protein binding. Gene Ontology annotation, cellular component: 90S preribosome; nucleolus; nucleus. Gene Ontology annotation, biological process: maturation of SSU-rRNA from tricistronic rRNA transcript (SSU-rRNA, 5.8S rRNA, LSU-rRNA).